This is a messenger RNA of Salvelinus fontinalis (brook trout), 2182 nucleotides long. RefSeq names its product zinc finger protein 391-like. Gene Ontology annotation, molecular function: DNA-binding transcription factor activity; RNA polymerase II cis-regulatory region sequence-specific DNA binding. The record is from RefSeq and is a predicted model, not a curated record. Gene Ontology annotation, biological process: regulation of transcription by RNA polymerase II. NCBI's taxonomy places the organism in Eukaryota, Metazoa, Chordata, Actinopteri, Salmoniformes, Salmonidae. The transcript has 3 exons. The coding region runs from base 123 to 1610 and encodes 495 amino acids.
GAACGCAUCCGGAAGUUUACAUCCUUGGUUUUUAAUCUUGCGUGUUCUUACUCAGUCAAACAACUGUCGAUAAAGACUUUUAGCCACAACGUUUGAAGAUCCACCUACCACAUGGGCCUACUAUGGCUGAACCCAAGUCCAUGGAGUCCCCAGGUUCUGGCUGUGGUGUUCCAUCCCAGAGAAGCUCACAGAGGGAUCCAGAAAUGGUCUCAGUGAAGCUGGAGGACUGCAGUCAACCACUGGAACUCAAUGUGAUUGUGAUAGGGGAAGAGAGAGAACUUAGAGUAGAAGAACAGAAGGUAGAAGUUGAAGUUGAAGAAGAAAAGGUGGUUGAGGAGAAGAGAGCAGUCAAACAGGAGGAGAUGGAGGUUAAAGAGGAGCAUAAUGAGAUAGAGAUGAAAGAGGAGGUAGAGGAGAAGAGACCAGUCAAAGAGGAAGAGAUGGAGAUUGAAAAGGAACACAAGGAUACAGAAGUCAAAGAAGAGCUGGAGGAGAAAGCAGUCAUCAAGGAGAUGGAGGAGAGAGGUGUGAAAGAGGAUGAGGAGACAGCAGUCAAAAAGGAGAGAGGACUAGAAGAAGAAGAAGAAGAGGAGGAGAGAGAAGUCAAAGAAGAAGAGGAGAACAGGGAAGUGUCUGCUCCAGAUCUAGAGGAAAAGGAGGAAGUAGAUAGUAUCACUGACCCAGGAGAGAUCUCCAACCCAGGUUCAGACAGUGAGUCCAGUUCCACAGCAUCAGGAAACCAUAAACAACACAGACGGAGGAACUCAAGACAGAAACAUCACCACUGCAUGGACUGCUUCACUAGUUUCUAUGAGCCAGAGGAGUUGAGAAGGCACACUUGUAAGCCCCACCCCUGCUCAGAUUGCAGAGGCAGUUCCGUGUGUCCAACUCACCUCAUACCACGCAAAAAGACUAUCAAAAGAAAGAACACUUACCCCUGUGGUCAAUGUGGGAAGAGUUUUCAGGCACCAAGCAAACUAAAGAAACACCAGAUAACUCACACAGGAGAGAAGCCUUUCCACUGCUCCCAAUGUGGGAAGAGUUUUCCUCUUUCACAGACCUUAAAUAGACACCAGCUGAUCCACACAGGAGAGAAGCCUAUCCACUGCUCCCAAUGUGGGAAGGGCUUUAAGCGACCUGAUUCCCUGAAAAAUCAUCUUAGAAUACACACGGGAGAAAAGCCUUUCCACUGCUCUCAAUGUGGGAAAAGUUUCAGUUAUUCAAACUACUUAAAGACACACCAGAGAACUCACACAGGGGAGAAGCCUUACCACUGCUCCCAGUGUGGAAAGAGUUUCAAUCAGUCUUCAGAUCUAAAGAUACACCAGCGAACUCACACAGGAGAGAAGCCUCACAAAUGUUUUCAGUGUGGAAAGAGUUUUAGGCAUUCAAGCUACUUAAAGACACACCAGCGAACUCAUACAGGAGAGAAGCCUUAUCACUGCUCCCAGUGUGAGAAGAGUUUCAGUCAGUUUUCAAGUCUGAAGAUACACCAGCUAACUCACACAGAAAAUAGGUCAUACCACUGCUCCCAUUGUGGGAAGGUUUUCAGUCUGUUGCACCACCUAAAUAGACACCAGCAAACUCACAAAGGAGAAAAGUCUCAGUAAUGCUCUCAAUGUAGGAAAAGUUUCAGUCAGUCAUCAAAUCUGAAGACACACCAGUUAGUAUCACAGCCCUGACACUGGACAGAGUUCUCUUGCUUUAGAAGAAAGUCAACUUCAAACCACAGAAGUAAAACACAUGUAAACACAUCUUAUGAUGUCAAAGGAGCAGAGCAGUUUUAAUAAUGGUGAAAUAACACUUUAAAAAUAAAUAUUAUUUUGCCUGGAUUUUCAGCCUAUUCAGUUGGGAUAGAGUUUUUGGCCCAGAGCAUGACAUCACAAUCUGAUCAAUCAUCUUUUAUUUGCAUAUGUAUCCUCUUAUAUUGAAGAGGUUUGUGGGGUCGGCUCCGGUGCAGGGUUCCCCAACUGGCUGCCCGUGGGUGGUUUUCAUUGGCCCCCUAAGUUUUCUGGUCAAAAAAAUAAAAAAAUGUAUAACUUUUUAUUGUAGGAGAUUAAAAACUGUAAAAACACCAGCCAAUCAGCUCCAAGUGAUUUGAAUUGAGAAAAUCUGUUUCAAAGCAUUCCCAUGCAUAAGAUAUAUAUAUAUAUAUAUAUAUAUGUGAUCAUAUACAAAUGUA